AUGGACGCCGCCGCCGCCGCCGCCCCAUCCAAGAGACCCAGGACCUCGGCGGCUUCCGUCGCCGGCACGCCGCGCAAACCCAAGAACGCGCCCGCGGCCAGCGCCUUGCUCCCAGUUCCCGGCCAGGCCGCGACGCCGGACAAGACGGAGCGGCGGCCGCUGCUGCGGAGGGCGGCGGGCAAGGGCGCCGUCGCGCUCUCCGUCAAGGAGGUCCGGCGGGCCGCGCUCCAGCUGCGGCGCGCCGACAAGGGCCCUGCUGUGGCCGAGGAGGAGGACGCGCUCGAGUCCGUCGCAAGGGAGCUCGGCGUCGGCGCCGGCGCCGGACGCAGCCCCGUCAAGCGCAGGCCCGAGGUCAAGCUGCCCCAAAGCUACGAGACGCUCUGCGAGUUCUUCAACUGCUUCGAGAGCUCCACCCGGCUGCUCCGCAUGAAGGGGUCCAAGGCCACCUUCCCCAACAUCUGCGCCAGCGUUCAGAACCUGGCCGACAGGAGGUUUACCUACGGCAAUCUUGCGCAGCUCAAGUACAUAAUGCCCGAGGCGAUUGUCAUCAAUAAGAUCCUUCUGCGCGAUGAGAGGACCUGCUGUAUGAAGCCUGAUCUUCAGGUGAACCUGCUGGCUGAUGCGGUCGAGGGCAGUGUGCUGCACAAGGGGGAGACCCGCUACGCGGCCCUCAGGAGGAUCUUCAGGCAGAGGCUGGUGGAUUUCUUCAGGAACCAUCCCGAGGGAGAUGAUAUUCCAGAGCAUGCGCUGCCGCAUCCGUUUACUCAAACAAAACCAAGCGUAGCUCAGAUCACACCUCGACCCGUUCCUGAAGCUGUAUCUGCUGUGCCAACACCGUCUCUGGUUGAACAGCAGCCUGUUGGGAUGUCACACAUGUCACACUCCUUCAAGAGGAGGUUCUCGCAGAGAUCUUUAAACAGCCUUGGAACUGCCAGCACAACAAGUCCACUGGCAAACGCUGAGUCUGCCGCUUCAUCUCCAUUGAGCAGAAAGUCGGUGCUCAGUUCUGUUUCUGGUGGCACAGAGAAAGGUGGCAAGGAUGUUGCGCCCAGGUUUGGUGCUUCAGAAGGAACUCCUGCCAAGUUCGUCUCUACACCGGUCAGAUUAAUGGCAGCCACACCAGGCCUUGACACCCCAAAGAGGCCAACCUCUGGUACCAUGUGCGAUACGCCACAGCUGCAGACGGUCAAGCGAUCAGCCAGGGCCAAAUUGUUCAUGACACCCACAAAGGAUGCAAGCACUACGCAAGAGGAGAUCCAAAGCACAAGCACGUCUACCAUCGAUGCCGAUGAUGAGCUGCUCAGUUUCCUUCCAAAGUCCCUCUUGCAAUCCGUAAAGCAGAAGGAGAAGAGAGCUUUAGCGGAGAAGGAAACAGGAUUUGCUGAUCAGGUGCAAAGGCAGAAGCUUAUAUCGUCCCUGUCGAACACCUUUGAUAUUAUCUUUCUUAUCUAUCAGUCGAGGCAGCGCUCUGUACUGGCAAAGCAUGAGCUCGUCGACAGGAUAAUUGACCGUAGCCCAAAGAUUGUUGACAAGGGUGAGAUUGAAGAGCAACUGAGAUUGCUGCAAGAGUUUAUUCCAGAGUGGAUCUCCGAGAAGGCUGCAUUAAGUGGAGAUGUCCUCUGCUGCAUCGAUACAUCACUAAGCCAGUCAGAGAUUCGACAAAGGUUGCAGGGUGUCGAGUAGGGUGAAGCACAAAAUUUGUGCACCUUGUUUAGAAAUGUAGCAGUAUCAUAGUGCACGUUUGUGCCUAGAGGCUAGAAGUUGUCUUCACUUCUGUUCCAAGUUCGGACACAACUCUUGACUCAAUGGUUUACAUGUGUAGCUUGACAAUUUUAACGGCUGAUUAUGUUAUCUAUUUCAUUCACAGCGUGUAUAUCCAUUGU
Messenger RNA from Lolium rigidum, 1883 nucleotides. Its product is annotated as CDT1-like protein a, chloroplastic. The coding region runs from base 1 to 1683 and encodes 560 amino acids. The transcript is spliced from 7 exons. Lineage: Eukaryota; Viridiplantae; Streptophyta; Magnoliopsida; Poales; Poaceae. Gene Ontology annotation, biological process: DNA replication checkpoint signaling; DNA replication preinitiation complex assembly; mitotic cell cycle. The record is from RefSeq and is a predicted model, not a curated record. Gene Ontology annotation, cellular component: nucleus. Gene Ontology annotation, molecular function: DNA binding; DNA polymerase binding.